Molecule: messenger RNA, 730 nt
Organism: Rhododendron vialii
Lineage: Eukaryota; Viridiplantae; Streptophyta; Magnoliopsida; Ericales; Ericaceae
Product: transcription initiation factor IIA subunit 2-like
Exons: 4
Coding region: 166-486 (106 amino acids)
Biological process (GO): RNA polymerase II preinitiation complex assembly; transcription initiation at RNA polymerase II promoter
Cellular component (GO): transcription factor TFIIA complex
Molecular function (GO): TBP-class protein binding; RNA polymerase II general transcription initiation factor activity
Source: RefSeq, a predicted model, not a curated record
CCCAACCUCAGGAGUCACAAACGGAGCCAGUACCUCUCUCUCUCUCUCUCUCUCUCUCUCUCUCUCUCUCUCUCUCUAUUUUAACAUCCUCGCCUCAAUCAUCACUCCCUACAGAUUUCAAUCGACGCACCUGUACACUUAUCUUGAUUUAGAAAAGGAGAGAGAAUGGCGACGUUUGAGCUGUACCGUAGGUCCACCAUAGGCAUGUGCUUGACCGAAACACUGGACGAGAUGGUCUCGAACGGGACCCUCAGUCCCGAGAUCGCCAUCCAAGUCCUCGUUCAGUUCGAUAAGUCGAUGACUGAAGCUUUGGAGACCCAAGUUAAGAGCAAGGUGUCCAUUAAGGGGCAUCUGCACACCUACAGAUUCUGCGACAACGUUUGGACCUUCAUCUUAACAGACGCAGUGUUUAAGAGCGAGGACAACCAAGAGAACGUCGGCCGAGUUAAGAUUGUGGCAUGCGACUCAAAACUGCUCACACAAUGAGAUUCUUCGUGCAGUGAAAAGAGAGUCCCUAAAGGAUUCAGUUUUCAUCUGUCGUUGCAAAAGGGGAUGGAUGUUUAAAGAGAGAAAAACUGGGGUUUGGUAUAAUCAAAGCUGCAGUUUCAGGCAGUUGAAAUAAGAGUGAACCCAAUCUGUAGAAACCAUCAAAACCUUUUGACCAACUUUUAUAACAUACUGGAGAUAUUACUUGAUCAUUUAACAAGCAUUAUUGUAUGAUUUUGUGUGA